AUGCCUCUCACAGUCCAUCACCUCCAAGUCUCCCAGUCAGAGCGUAUCCCCUGGCUCUGCGAAGAACUCGGCAUCGAAUAUGAUCUCAAGCAAUACAAACGCUCUCCCCUCCUCGCACCCGCCGACUUCAAGGCUCUUCACCCCAUGGGCGCCGCCCCCGUCAUAACAGACGGCGCAACAACCCUCGCCGAGAGCUGCGCAUGCAUUGAAUACAUCAGCCACAAAUACGCCAAUGGCGCUCUCUUCCUGCCCCCAAGUCACCCAGCGUACGCAGAUUUUCUCUACUGGUGGCACUACGUCGACGGAACCCUCCAAACUGCCUUAGGUCGAAUCAUGCUCAUUCGCUCUGCAAAGUUGAGCGAUGAUAACCCUGUCGUGCAGUUUGGUAAAGUAAAGUCACGACAGGCACUCAAGUUAUUGGAUGAGCGGGUCAAGAAUAAUGAGUGGCUUGCGGGCGAGGAGUUUACGGCUGCUGAUAUCAUGGUUGUGUUUCCGCUCACGACGAUGAGAUACUUUUCGCCGUAUGGAUUAGAGGAGUAUCCUAAUGUUUUGAAGUAUCUUGAACGGAUUGCACGGAGGGAGGGGUUUAAGAAGACGAUGGAGAAGAUUGAUAAUAGUAUGGAGAUGUCGAUGGGUGCGAGCCCGCCUCAGAGUCCUUUCAAGCUGUGA
Fusarium tjaetaba is the source of this 669-nucleotide messenger RNA. RefSeq names its product glutathione S-transferase. Lineage: Eukaryota; Fungi; Ascomycota; Sordariomycetes; Hypocreales; Nectriaceae. The coding region runs from base 1 to 669 and encodes 222 amino acids. The record is from RefSeq and is a predicted model, not a curated record. The transcript has a single exon.